AGGAAGAAAAGCUGGGAAGAGCACGUGACCCAGUGGAUGGGAUUGGUCCUGGAGUCCGUGGAGUAUAAUACAGCAUGUCGUCACGGACUUGUAGCUGAUAACUUGCAGACAAGUAUGGAAAAAGAUGAGGUUCUGAGCGUGGACCGGAAAGAAAAAUGCGCUUCGUUUCCAGACUGCUGUCAGAGCGGAGAGCUGACUGGCCUCCCUGCCAAGCACCUUGGAAGCAUUUCCAAAGAGGUGGAUGAAAAUGAUAACCAUGAAGAUGAGGAGCAUUUUUUGGAGGCCAGCACAGAAACUCUCGUCCAGGUUUCUGAUGAUGAUGAUGACUAUUCUGCACUCCACCUGGAUAGCGUUAAUUACCACGUCACUACUGUUGGAAGGGAAACAAAAGGCGAAGAAGAGGGUUUAAAAGGAGCUGGCUCCUUAACAAAUAUGGUACCAAUAAUGGAGGCUGACAAGGAACCUGAUGCAUCUGGAAUAAUUGGAGUUCUUAAUGAGGAACCUGGCUAUGACCCUGUUCCUAAGGAAGAGAUGGAAAAAGAAAAUAUUUGUGGCAGCAUUGACCAAAGCCUGGAGCUUUGUAAAUACGAAGGCUUAAAUGAAGUAAUAGAUGUGCAGGAAGAAAAUCUUUCAAAUUCUCCAAAUGUGAAGGAUAUUAUUAUGCCUGGGAAACAGCUGCUUCACACUGCUGUAAUUGCACAACAACGUAGGAAAUCCGAUGCUUCUAAAGAAGGUCUUGGAAAGACCGAGUGUGAUGUGGUACAGAGUGAGAUAUCUUCUGAAUCACGUACCAACAGCGAGAGGCGACCAUGCUCAACAGGAGAAUCCAGCGACCGCCUCAUGCAGCCUUCUCCUUGCACUCACAUCCUGUCGGUGGAAAAUGGUCUGCAGGAAAGUGGUUUCACAGAACCUCAAGUGGCCCUUGAGAACAAAUGCCUCUCAAGUAUCAGCCCAGCAGAAGAUAUUCAAGGUUUACAUUUAGGAAAUCAUUUGACCACACAAGAAUGCUCAGACAGUCAAGUGAAACUGCGCAAAAGAAAGGAGAUGAGAGAAGAUCGGGAUCGAUCACGCCUAGAUUCCAUGGUGCUGUUAAUUAUGAAACUGGACCAGCUCGAUCAGGAUAUUGAAAAUGCUCUCAGCACCGGCUCUUCCCCAUCCAGCACCCCAACCUACAAACGGAGGCAUAUACCUGAUGUUGAAUCUGGUUCUGAAAGUGGAGUGGAUGUCACUUCAGUAAAUCACUCGCAAACAAGCUUGUCUCCUAAUGUUCAUGCUCCUGACCUAGGAUCUUCCUGUUCAGUUGCCAGCGCUGGAGCUAAACCAAAGGCUGGGGCUAUGCCAAUUAUUUCAGAAAAAGAGAAGGCUGAAAUCGAGGCCAAGGAAGCUUGCGACUGGCUGCGGGCCGCAGGAUUCCCACAGUACGCCCAGCUUUAUGAAGAUCUCCUGUUUCCCAUUGACAUCACUUUAGUCAAGCGGGAGCACGACUUUCUGGACAGAGAUGCUAUUGAGGCCCUAUGCAGGCGCCUAAAUACUUUAAACAAAUGUGCAGUGAUGAAGUUAGAAAUUAGUCCCCACAGGAAGAGGAGUGAAGAUUCAGAUGAAGAUGAACCUUGUGCAAUAAGUGGCAAAUGGACUUUUCAGAGGGACAGCAAGAGGUGGUCUAGGCUUGAAGAGUUUGAUGUGUUCCCUCCCAAAGCAGACUUGAAUACCUCCUCCCCAGAAGCUCCUCAUCUUAUGAAUGCAGCAAGCCAUGAGAGUGUGUUAACAGACCUCAGUGAACGCCAGGAGGUGGCUUCUAUUCUCAGCAUGAGUAGCACCAGCAGCCACCAACCAACCCUGCAGAGUGAGGCAUCUACCACCAGGACAAAUUCCGUUGUGAGCGUUUGUUCUUCGAACAAUUUCAUAGCAAAUGAUGACUCAUUCAGCAGCCUGCCCUCACCCAGGGAGCUGAACAGCUUCAGCUUUGGUGUGAAAGCCAGUGAGAAGAACCCCAAGUCCAAAACAAAGAGCCUGCUCAAGAGAAUGGAGAGCCUCAAAAUCAAGAGCUCUCACCAUGGCAAAAGCAAGGCUCCUUCUAAGCUUGGACUUAUUAUUAGUGGGCCCAUCCUGCAAGAGGGGAUGGAUGAAGACAAACUGAAACAGCUUAACUGUGUGGAGAUUUCUGCCCUCAAUGGCAAUCACAUUAACCUCCCCAUGGUACGAAAAAGGAGCGUCUCCAACUCCACGCAGACCAGCAGCAGCAGUAGUCAGUCUGAAACGAGCAGUGCUGUCAGCACACCCAGUCCUGUCACACGAACACGCAGCCUCAGUGCCUACAAUAAAAGGGUGGGCAUGUACCUGGAAGGCUUCGACCCCUUCAACCAGUCAACGUUCAGCGACGUCAUGGAGCAGAACUUUAAGAACAGAGGAAGCUUUGCAGAAGACACUGUGUUUUUUAUCCCUGAAGAUCAUAAGCCUGGCACCUUUCCCAAGGCGCUCUCUAAUGGCAACCUCUCUCCAACAGAAAGCAGCGCUUCUGUGAAUUGGAGGACAGGGAGUUUCCAUGGGCAUGGCCACCUUGCCCUCCGGAGGGAGAACAGCGGAGACAGCUCCAAAGAGCUGGGCAUGGGGAAAAGGCGCAACUCCUCCAGCUCCGUGAGCAGCCGCCUCAGUAUUUACGACAACGUGCCGGGCUCGAUUCUGUAUUCCAGCACAAGUGAUCUAGCUGACCUCGAAAAUGAAGACAUAUUUCCAGAACUAGACGACAUCCUGUACCACGUCAAAGGGAUGCAGAGAAUAGUGAACCAGUGGUCAGAAAAGUUCUCAGAUGAAGGGGACUCUGACUCGGCACUAGAUUCAGUUUCCCCGUGUCCUUCCUCUCCAAAGCAGAUCCAUCUUGACGUAGAUAAUGAUCGAACAACGCCAAGUGACCUUGACAGUACAGGAAAUUCCCUGAACGAAACCGAAGAGCCCUCAGGGGUGCAAGACCGAAGAGACUCUGGGGUGGGCGCCUCACUGACGCGGUCCAGCAGGCAUAAGCUGCGGUGGCACAGCUUCCAGAGCUCCCACCGGCCCAGCCUCAGCUCAGCGUCGCUGCAGAUCAACUGCCAGUCGGUGGCACAGAUGAACCUGCUGCAGAAGUACUCUCUCCUGAAGUUAACUGCCCUCCUGGAGAAGUAUACGCCUUCCAAUAAGCACGGCUUCAGCUGGGCAGUUCCAAAAUUCAUGAAAAGGAUAAAAGUGCCAGAUUAUAAAGACAGAAACGUAUUUGGAGUGCCCCUGCAAGUCAAUGUUCAGCGCACAGGGCAGCCCCUGCCCCAGAGCAUUCAGCAAGCGAUGAGGUACCUCCGCAACCACUGCCUGGACCAGGUUGGACUGUUCAGGAAGUCUGGAGUCAAAUCAAGAAUUCAGGCUCUGCGUCAAAUGAAUGAGAAUUCAACAGACAGUGUUAACUAUGAAGGCCAGUCUGCUUACGAUGUAGCAGACAUGUUAAAGCAGUUCUUCCGUGACCUUCCGGAGCCUCUCAUGACCAACAAACUCUCUGAGACCUUCUUACAGAUCUACCAAUAUGUGCCAAAGGACCAGCGUCUCCAGGCUAUCAAGGCUGCCAUUAUGCUUUUACCCGAUGAGAACAGGGAAGUCCUUCAGAUUCUUCUCUAUUUCCUGAGCGAUGUCACAGCUGCAGUGAAGGAAAACCAGAUGACACCAACCAACCUGGCUGUGUGCUUAGCACCUUCCCUCUUCCACUUAAACACUCUCAAAAGAGAGAACUCUUCCCCAAGGGUGAUGCAAAGGAAACCAAGCCUGGGAAAGCCUGAUCAGAAAGAUUUAAAUGAAAAUUUGGCUGCAACCCAAGGGCUGGCUCAUAUGAUUGCCGAAUGCAAGAAGCUCUUUCAGAUCCCUGAGGAAAUGAGCAGAGGUCGGAACUCGUACACGGAGCAAGACCUGCGGCCCCUCAGCCUGGAGGAGCUCAGGGGCAGCAGCAGCAGCACGGAGCCCUCCGACUACCACUGCUACCUCCAGGACUGCAUGGAUGACUUGCUCAAAGAGAUGAAGGAGAAAUUUAAAGGCUGGCUCAGCUGUUCCACCUCAGAACAAGCAGAUCUGGCCUACAAGAAGGUAUGCGAAGGUCCCCCGCUCCGGUUAUGGAAAACUACAAUUGAAAUCCCUGCUACACCAGAGGAAGUUUUAAAUCGUGUACUUAAGGAGCAGCAUCUUUGGGAUGAAGAUCUUAUAGAUUCUAAAGUGAUUGAAACUUUGGAUAGCCAGACAGAUAUAUACCAAUACGUCCAGAACAGCAUGGCACCUCAGCCAGCCAGAGACUUUGUAGUCUUAAGAACCUGGAGGACAAACUUCCCCAAAGGAGCUUGUGUUCUCUUGGCAACCUCAGUGGAUUAUGACCACGCUCCAGUGGCAGGUGUCAGAGUCAAUGUCCUGUUGUCUAGGUAUCUGAUUGAGCCCUGCGGGUCAGGAAAAUCUAAGCUUACCUACAUGUGCAGAAUUGAUUUAAGGGGCCACAUGCCAGACUGGUACACCAAGUCCUUUGGACACUUGUGCGCGUCUGAAGUAGUUAAGAUACGAGACUCGUUCAGCCACCAGAGUCUUGACAGCAAAGAAGCAAAAUCCAGGUGACUACCGAAGAGGAAGAGCUGCGCGCUCCGCACCUCAGCACCGUCCAUUACCCGAAACUGAGCAUCACCCGCUGCGGCCCGGCCUGGUCUACGGCCUGCUGGGCUUCCAUGAAGGGAUGACAGCAUGAGAACCUGACUGUGAGCAUUGCUAUAGGACUGUGGCCAUACCGUACACUUUAAAGCUGCUUCCUGUCUGUGUAAGGUCUAUAGUGUAGGCCUCGACUGGAAUACAUAGGAGGACUGUGCAAAAAGGUGUUGUACUAUUAGAUGGUGUGAAUUGCUUCUGAGAAGCAAAAAUCUUUAAAUGAAAAUAUAUUAUGAAAUAUGGUGAAGGCUCAUCAUUCCCAUGUGAAAUAUUUAGCUUUAUGUACAUACCCAUGUCAUUUUAUUUGUAAUGCGUUGAGGGACUGAUGUAUCCACUGGAAUAGUUGGUACUCUUCAAUGUGUUCUCACUGAGAUAAGCAGAGAAAGGUUUGCACAGAUUGAAGUGUGAAUGAGUGUGUUAAUGGUUGAAAGGAUAGCAGAAGUCGAGCUUGAAACGUGUCUGGUACACUGAUAGGCAACCAGAGUGGAUUUUAGCAUAUUGGUUACAGUUCAACCUCCGAUUUGAUGCCCCGUGGACCAGAAGGUAGCCAUCCUUCCCAUUCCCAGUUCUAAACUUGCC
Tinamus guttatus (white-throated tinamou) is the source of this 5274-nucleotide messenger RNA. The record is from RefSeq and is a predicted model, not a curated record. NCBI's taxonomy places the organism in Eukaryota, Metazoa, Chordata, Aves, Tinamiformes, Tinamidae.